UCCUGUCGAUGCUCCAGUCCAGCCGGUCCACGAUGCUCCUGUCGAUGCUCCAGUCCAGCAGGUCCACGAUGCUCCUGUCGAUGCUCCAGUCCAGCCGGUCCACAAUGCUCCUGUCGAUGCUCCAGUCCAGCCGGUCCACGAUGCUCCUGUCGAGGAGCAUCUCCCUGGCAUCGGGCUCCCAUCCGAGGUCGGUAGCACUGUCUUUUACAGUGGAUCCGCCGAUGAGAACCAGUUCGAGCUCGACGAAGACACGAUCGUUGUCGACCAAGGCGAACUUGAAAUGGAGGACGUUGCAAUUACUGCUGAACCCGCAGUCACCCCGACCGCCGUGUCGAGCGAGGAUACAUCCAUAUCCUUGAAGAGAAAGCGCGACGUCCAAGAUCGGGCCGAAGACGAUUCGUAUAUCGUCCCUGUUUUGGUCUCGGCCAUCCCAUCGGAUGAGAAGAGUUUGCUUCAUGAGCAAUUCUGGGAGGGCCGGCAGAAGUUGCUUGCGAUGAAAACCCUGGAGUCUUUGGGUCGAGCCAGCAACGGCAAUCACGAGACGAUCCAAUUUUUGGCUCAGAGUAUCCUUGUUCUCGUCAAUGGACAAAGUCCACCUGUCGCGGACACUCAACCCAAGCCUGCUGCUCCUGUGAUCGAGGAGCUUCCUGAUGAGCGCUGGUCCUUCCAGAAGCUCGAUGUGGCCGCCCUCAAGGCCGCCUUUGCCGAGCCCGUGGAUCCCAACCCCGCCAACUUCAAGACGGUUCGCCAGCUCAUCGACUCCGACGCCGAAUUGAAGGAUUACUU
This is a messenger RNA of Polychytrium aggregatum, 786 nucleotides long. RefSeq lists its product as uncharacterized. The record is from RefSeq and is a predicted model, not a curated record. NCBI's taxonomy places the organism in Eukaryota, Fungi, Chytridiomycota, Chytridiomycetes, Polychytriales. The coding region runs from base 9 to 359 and encodes 116 amino acids. The transcript has 2 exons.